AUGACAGUCGAUAAAGACGUUGGUGUUAAAGAUAGGAAGGAGGUCCAGCUCAUAAGGAAUGAUGUGACUGGAAGGUGGGAAGACUUUCGUGAUUUAGUUGAAAGCCGGCGAAGAGAACUAGAGGAACUUAGACUGGUUAAGUUUAUCCUUGACGAGAAACUGACGGAAGUAGAAUGUCAGCUCCACGACUUUAAGACGAUAUUGACGGGGGAAGAUGACACUGACACCAGCAACAUCAUGAGCCGACUAGAGCGUCACAACAGAGUGAAGGGAGAUAUUGAGAAGGUUGCAGAUAAUGUAUUUACAAAGGUAGAAGAGGUUGAGGACAUACUGAUUAUAGUGAUUGGACUGGAGCAGAGUAAAGGUGUUAAGCUUAAAGCUCUGAAGGAAAGCGUCACUUUCCUCCGUGAUAUAAAGUACAUCGACAGGUGGCUACGGGAACAUGAAGAAGAACUGUUAGCAACAGAAACAGGAGAGGAUCUAGACCAGAAUGAGGAGUUGAUACAUGAGUUUGAGAAGCUGAUGGAGGAGUUCCGGGUCAUCAGGGACAAGCUAGACUUCGUGAUCGUGUAUUCAGGACAACAAUUCAACCCCGAAGAUUAA
This is a messenger RNA of Bolinopsis microptera, 603 nucleotides long. Its product is annotated as spectrin alpha chain, non-erythrocytic 1-like. The record is from RefSeq and is a predicted model, not a curated record. Lineage: Eukaryota; Metazoa; Ctenophora; Tentaculata; Lobata; Bolinopsidae. The coding region runs from base 1 to 603 and encodes 200 amino acids. Gene Ontology annotation, molecular function: protein binding. The transcript is spliced from 5 exons.